UGUUGUCUCGGCGGUUCUAGAGAGAGCAAGAAAGAAGAUGUCGUCCAAGGUCAGCACCCUUUGCGUGGUAGCAGCCCUCCUCUUCUACACACUAACCUACGCCACUGCCAGGCCAGAGCCCACAUUUGCAGACAUCCUUCCCUUGAAAACUCAGCAUGGGGAUGCUGAACUAGGGAAAGUUAAGGUGGAGGAAAUUUGUGAAGGAGCUGGGGAAGAAGAGUGUUUAGAGAGAAGAACACUAGCGGCUCACAUCGAUUAUAUCUACACCCAGAAGCAUAAGCCUUGAAAUUUCUCAUACAGUAGUAAUCUUGUCAUUUCUGGGUUAUUUGUUUUUGUAUUCCUCAUACAAGAAGAGUGUUUUUGUAUUCCUUUCUUGUAGGAAAGAGUCUGUAUUGAUAGACAGAUUAUCUAGUUCUUCCAUUAUAUUCCAGUGCAGAGUUUGUAUACUUGGUGGAGAUUUCUCUUUCUGAUCCUUUUCUGAAGGACCUCGUGGUUAUAAACACUGCAAUUUGAUCAAAUUA
Juglans regia (Persian walnut) is the source of this 521-nucleotide messenger RNA. Its product is annotated as phytosulfokines 5-like. Gene Ontology annotation, cellular component: extracellular region. The record is from RefSeq and is a predicted model, not a curated record. Gene Ontology annotation, biological process: cell population proliferation. Bases 38 to 286 code for a protein of 82 amino acids. The transcript has 2 exons. Gene Ontology annotation, molecular function: growth factor activity. NCBI's taxonomy places the organism in Eukaryota, Viridiplantae, Streptophyta, Magnoliopsida, Fagales, Juglandaceae.